Molecule: messenger RNA, 1639 nt
Organism: Plodia interpunctella (Indianmeal moth)
Lineage: Eukaryota; Metazoa; Arthropoda; Insecta; Lepidoptera; Pyralidae
Product: invertebrate-type lysozyme 3-like
Exons: 4
Coding region: 128-619 (163 amino acids)
Molecular function (GO): lysozyme activity
Source: RefSeq, a predicted model, not a curated record
CGCGUGCAUAUAAGCCGGUAAAGGCCACGAUCAUUACCAGUCGGUCGUGGUUGCGCUGCGCGCGAGAAUACUCGUCCAUUUUGAAUUUAUUUAUUUUUUAUUUUUUUACUUUUUAAUAACCGCCGCAAUGGCAUCCGCCGUGAUUAAGUUCAGUGCCAUGUUGAUGCUCGUCGCCGUGUGUGCUGCUGAUGUCUCCGAGCUCGCUGAAGCCAAAGGUUCCGUGGACGCGCAGCCCGUCACAGAUGUGUGCCUGGGCUGCAUCUGCCAGGCCGUGUCCGGCUGCAAGCUGGGCACGCAGUGCGAGGGGGACCAUUGUGGACUGUUCCACAUCACGUGGCCGUACUGGGCGGACGCUGGCAAGCUGACCAUCAACCAGCUGCCUGUUGACCAUCCUGACGCGUAUUCCAGCUGCGCGAAUGACCCGCACUGCGCAGCCGCCACCGUCCAAGGUUACAUGAGGAAAUUCGCCCAGGACUGCAACGGUGACGGCGUGGUGGACUGCUACGACUACAUGGCGAUCCACAAAAAGGGGGGUUACGGGUGCGCCGGCGACCUGCCCUUCGGCUACGUCAAUACUUUCAACCAGUGUCUAGCCAUCGUCGCACAUCAGCAGGGUUAAAGACGUAUACUUACAUGGCAGGAGAGUUAUGUGACGUUUCAAAAAAAUGAUAUACAGGCUCCCAAACCCGCUAAUAACUUUGGUUGGAUCGCAAUUGAAUGUCGAUUGUUUCGGUGGUUGCAAGUUUCUCUUCAAAAGUAGUUGUUUUGACAAUGACCGCGUUUUUUAUCUAUUUGAAUUGAAAUUUUAGACGUAGUUCAGUUUUGGUUUGAUCCAAGAAUCUGUCAAACUGUUUCUUCAAAGGACUCACGGUACAAUACACCGUGAGUAUUUUGAAGAACUGGCCUCCAAUUGCGCUAAUAAUUUUUGCUGGAAAUCGUUCCAAGUUAUGUUCAAGUUUCGAAGCGAAACUUUAUCCGAAACAGUAAAAUAAAUGUUUAACCGAUCGAGGUUCAAUUGCGAUUCAGCUGAAGUCAUGUGAUUGGGGGACUAAUUUGUCUCCAAGGGCCUACUAGUGUGUCUUGAAUGAAAUGUUAUUGUCUUAUAAAACCCGCAUGUACUCCGUUGUAGAGUAGACUUUGUCUAACUCAUAAAGUAGCCAACUUCUCUGUCACUGAUUGUUAUUAAUAGUAUACAUAAUACAUAGCUCAGUAAUUCGCAAUACAACUAUUUAUUAUUAAGACAAAUUGAACUUUAAUCGAUAAAAAUAUCUCGUCUUUUUUUGUUCAGAAUUCUCCCACUGGCAAACAUAAUUAACAAACUAGUCUUUAGAUCCUUAAAACAAUGUGAAAUUAAAAUACGAAAAUGCUCAACAUUAUUUAAGUAAUUAGGAAAUAAUUAUGUAAUAUCGUUCAAUUAUAAAGACUUAUUAAUUAAGUAUAACUUGUUUGUUUUAUUGUUUUAUAAACUUGCCUGUCUAACAGCUUGAUUGUACGAAUGAGAGUCAUGCCACAUUGCUCAGUCGCGCUCCGCUAUUUUUUAUUGAAGUUGUAUAGAUUUUCGAAGCACGUCAAUAUGGAAAACAACGAAUUGAAAACAAAUAAAAUUUCUUUUCUUCCAGUGUUUCUGCUGGGUUUUCAA